This is a messenger RNA of Pangasianodon hypophthalmus (striped catfish), 5702 nucleotides long. RefSeq names its product diacylglycerol kinase, zeta b (gene dgkzb). The transcript has 34 exons. NCBI's taxonomy places the organism in Eukaryota, Metazoa, Chordata, Actinopteri, Siluriformes, Pangasiidae. The record is from RefSeq and is a predicted model, not a curated record. Gene Ontology annotation, cellular component: nucleus. Gene Ontology annotation, biological process: lipid phosphorylation; intracellular signal transduction; diacylglycerol metabolic process. Gene Ontology annotation, molecular function: ATP-dependent diacylglycerol kinase activity; protein binding. Bases 1217 to 4201 code for a protein of 994 amino acids.
GAUGGUCAAAUCUGGCCCUCUUUGGAAAAAAGUUUGUACACCCCUGAUGUGGUGUGUGUGCUGUUCAUCACAUGCACCUCUCCAGAUAAAACACACACACACACUAAAGGUGCACCUCAGGUACACAGCUCAUAAAAGAGCUUUACAGGAAAUCAAGUUAUAAACAAAAGGACAAGUAUUUAAUCUAAACACACACUCCUAACUACUGCAUAACUACAUAAAUAAGAGUAUCAGGUGAUAACAUUAAACCUCUACAGGAACACGAUGAAGAAAUAAAACACAGGGAAACACUGAGACAAGUGAAUACAGUAUUCCAGCAAACCUUGAAGUUAAAUCUUGAUGUCUCAAAAAAAAUAUAUAUAUAAAUAAAUAAAUAAUAAAAAAAAAAUAAUCCACCAUCAAAACUCCAUCUGACCCUGGACUCAUCUUCCUGCUGCUCCCCUGAGAACUGCCACAAAGUGAGAAGCCCAACAUUUAACUGAACAUUUACCAUGAAAAAGUGGUGAUGGGACAUGAGAUCAGAUGAUUUGCUGCAUGAAAAGUGUUUGUGUGUGUGUGUGUGCGUGUGCGUGUGUGUGAGAACCCGCAAGGUGCACAGGGACAGCUAAAGUUCAGCAGCACUUUUUUUUUUAUUGGGCCUAAAGCAGCUCCCAUACACUGAGGAUGAUGCGGGACUCGGAGACGGCAACGAGGCAGAAAAGUACACUUUAUUCCAGCCUUUUUCAACGCGUGGAGGACUCAUUUCAUUACCAGGAGUGAAGGAGAAAUAAAAGAAGGUGGCAACACAGCUUCAUCCUAACAUGGGCCAAUGAGAGGAGAUGGGAGGGAGGACUGUAACAUGCUCAGAGAGGUGAGCCGAUAAAAGUGUGGUUCUGAGGCAGUCAGCUGGGAAGUGUGUGAAGGCAGAAGACAAGGCUGUAGGCAUGGAGUGAAACAAAAAGGCAGAUAAGAAGACAACUAUGGGUCCUGCUGCUGCCUGAGGGUUUUACACUUCCUGGACUUUGUUCACUGUUUAGAGACACUGCCUGGUGUGAGUGCCAGAAGAUAAAGAAAGAAAGAAAGAAAGAAAAAAGAAGAGACAAGGAAAAGGCUGAGCAGCUGAGUCCUGGAGGAAGCGUCUGUUUGAGACAAAGUCAUAUUGUUGUCAGUGGGUGGAAGAACAGGCUCCAGAACAUGGACGAGGAGAAGGAAAAGUUUACUUUUGCCUUGUGACCUCAUGAUGGAGGGAGAUGGAGACCGAGGUGAGAUGUCUGCCAACCUGGAUGCUCUGGUGGAUGGUAAGGAACAGGCAACUCCGGGAUCAGCAUCGUCGUCCUGCUCAGAUCUGUCCUCCACUACCCCUGCAGCUCAGCCCUGUCCACACACCACCAGGACCUUCAGCGGACUCCGGUUCUUUGGCAGAAAGAAAGCCAUUGCCAAGUCUGGUGUUCAGAACCAGGCCAACCAGUCGAGUGCCUUGGCGGCGUCCAAAUGUGAAACUAACCAAGAAAUCUCCCAGACAGUCGACUGGACUGAGAAUGCUCAGUUCGGACAGCACGUCUGGUUUGAGACCAGUCUUUCUGGAGAUUUCUGCUAUGUUGGAGAGCUUUACUGCUUUGCCAAAUCACUGCAAAAAUCACUGCCUCGCUAUAAAUGUGCUGCUUGCAAAAUAGCAGUCCAUACAAUAUGCAUGGACCAGCUAGAGAAGAUUAAUUUCAGAUGUAAGCCAUCAUUUCGGGAUCCAGGCACAAGAAACGUGCGAGAGCCAUGUACUGUAAGGCAUCACUGGGUCCACAGGAGGCGGCAGGAUGGGAAAUGCAGACAGUGCGGAAAGGGUUUCCAGCAGAAGUUCUUCCACAAUAAAGACAUCGUGGCCAUCAGUUGCUCUUGGUGUAAACAGGCGUACCACAAUAAGGUGACCUGCUUCAUGCUACAGCACAUAGAAGAGACUUGCACUCUCGGUGCACAUGCCGCUGUUAUAGUACCUCCUACCUGGAUCAUCCGAGUGCGCAGGCAGCAGGCUUCCCUAAAGUCUAGUAAAAGGAGGAAAAAGACAUCUCUGAAAAGCAAGACCAGCAAGAAAGGGACAGAGGAUGGCAAAUGGAAACACUUUAUAGUCAAGCCGAUUCCCUCUCAGCUCAUGAAGCCAUUGCUUGUGUUUGUGAAUCCAAAGAGUGGUGGAAAUCAGGGAACGAAAAUUAUUCGGUCUUUCUUGUGGUACCUAAACCCACGACAAGUAUUUGAUCUCACUCAAGGAGGGCCUAGAGAGGGGUUAGAAAUGUACCGCAAAGUGCCCAACCUGCGCAUCCUAGUAUGUGGAGGAGAUGGAACGGUUGGCUGGAUCCUGUCAGUGCUGGACGAGCUGCAAUUGAAUCCUCAGCCUGCUGUUGCUGUCCUCCCACUUGGCACGGGAAAUGACCUGGCCAGAACACUCAACUGGGGAGGAGGCUACACAGACGAGCCGGUGUCUAAAAUUCUGUCUCAUGUGGAGGAUGGGAACAUUGUGCAGCUGGACCGCUGGAACCUCAGUGUGGAGCCCAAUCCGGAGGCCAGCGAAGAAGAGAAAGACGAACACCAGACAGACAAGCUUCCCAUUGAUGUCUUUAACAAUUACUUCAGCUUGGGUUUCGAUGCGCAUGUAACCUUAGAGUUCCACGAAUCCCGAGAGGCCAAACCUGAAAAAUUCAACAGCCGUCUUCGGAAUAAGAUGUUCUACGCAGGGACGGCAUUCUCUGAUUUCCUAAUGGGCAGCGCUAAAGACUUGUCUAAGCACAUCAGAGUGGUGUGUGAUGGCACGGACCUCACUUGUAAAGUUCAGGAGCUGAAGCUACAGUGUUUGCUCUUCCUCAACAUUCCUAGAUAUUGUGCUGGUACAAUGCCAUGGGGCAACCCUAGUGACCACCAUGACUUUGAGCCUCAGAGGCAUGAUGAUGGCUACAUAGAGGUUAUUGGAUUCACCAUGACUUCUCUGGCCACGCUGCAGGUAGGAGGCCAUGGCGAGAGGCUGCAUCAGUGUCAGGAGGUGACUCUCACCACCUUUAAGCCCAUUCCUGUGCAGGUGGAUGGCGAGCCGUGCAGACUGGCUCCAUCCGUUAUCCACAUCACGCUCAGGAACCAGGCCAACAUGCUGCAGAAGACCAAGAGGAGAAUCUCCCUCCCACAGCUCAAUGAUCAGCAGCCCAUCUCUGAGCAGCUGCAUAUCCAAGUGAGCCGAAUCAGUAUGCGUGACUAUGAAGCAUUACACUAUGACAAAGAUCAGCUCAAGAAAGCCUCAAUUCCUCUGGGAAUCAUCACUGUCCGAGCAGACAGCGAUUUGGAGACUUGUCGGCUGCACAUUGAGAGGCUUCAUGAGGAGGGGGUUGGUGUGAAUCCGGACACAACAACCAUACCAAAGCUCUCGCCAAAAUGGUGCUUCCUAGACUCCACAACCGCGGAUCGUUUCUACCGAAUAGACCGUGCUCAGGAACAUCUGAACUAUGUGACUGAGAUCUCGCAGAAUGAGCUUUUUAUCCUGGACCCUGAGCUGGUCACUAAGGAAACGGUGGGCACAUCUACUGGAAUGCCAGAAAUGGUAGACACACUGGGAGAGAACUCGAAUAGCUCUGACCAGAUUGCCUUCCCAGCAUGCCCUGCAGCAUCUCCACCAGUCUAUAGGGUAAAUGAAGAUCAAACUGCAGCUCAGAGAAAGCACAUGUCCUGUGAUGUCACCGAUGCUGAGGAACAGGAUGAUGCACUGGCAUCCACAAACACGGACAUUUGCAAAUCGGAUGACGUGGUCCAGAAGGAAACUGAUGAAGAGACUAUGAAGAUGCUACUCACAAGUGUGAAGUCAGAUAAUUUUAAAAAGCUUGUAGAGCUACACAAAGAAGGAGCCAAUCUUGCAGUAUAUGAUGCAUUGGGCUGUACGUUGCUCCACUAUGCUGUAGAUACUGGCAACAAGGAAAUGGUCAGAUACAUCAUAGAUAAUGCUCCACUGAGUAUCCUGGAUGUUGCAGAAAAAGAGACAGGUGAGACAGCACUGCACAAGGCUGCAGCAUCAUGCCAGAGGACGAUCUGUGGCUACUUGGUGGAUGCAGGUGCUUCCCUCACAAAGACAGACCUACAGGGUGACACUGCAAAGGCACAUGCUGAGAGAGCUCAGGACUGGCAGCUGGCCGAGUAUCUGGAGAACCAGCAGCACCACCAGAUGAUUCAGAAGGACAACCAUGAGACGGCAGUAUAACCAACAACCUGAAAUGUCCUGAUCAUCCACUGGAAAAUGCUUUUCUUGGCACGGUUUAAUGACGACACUGGGCAGCAUGUCAGUCUAAACGGAGAAGGUUCAUUUCUUUCUUGACUGCAAAGCCAAACAAAGACAACAAGCGAUGUCCUGUUGUAGCUGCAUGAAUAUGCUUCUAUUGUACUGCGGGUCAUUUGGUGACAAAUGCUACAUUUCCUAGAUAAUAAGAGCAAAAAUCUUUUGGACAUCAGGGUUAGAAGAACAGAAGUACAUCUGACUGUGGCUUUAGCCUUUUAUUAAGCAAACCGCUUAAACCUCAAAACAGAUCAUUGUGGACAAAAGGGUCUAAUAUUUUUUUUUUUUUUGCUGUAUUUAAGGAAUCUAUUUUACUUUUAACUUGGUAUUUGCUUGCCAGACACUUAGAUACUUAUGCUAGCUCAUUUUACCUAGUUUUAAUAACAUUUUAGUAAUAUUAAAAUGUUGCUUUUGUCAUUUUGACUGAAUUGGACUUUAUGACAGCCGUCUGCAUUAAAAACUUCUUCCUUUCCUGCUGCUUUAUGAGCUGUUUCUCUCUUUUUGGUAAAUGCUUGUAUUUUGCUACAAGAACAUAGUUAUUCGCAUGAUUCUGUAAAUCUUAUUAAGUGACAGUGUUAGUGGCUGCGUCUUUUUUUUGUGACAUUCUUUUAACCUUAUACUAGCUUCUUUCAGCAGAUUUUUCUGUAGAUGUGGAACACUGCACUGAUUGUUUAAAGAACACUUAUAGUAAUGUGAUGUUCUUGCAAGGAAUAAUAUUAGGUCAUUAGGUCAUGAUGUCUUUAGGAAUAAGUUACCAUUUAUCAUGUUUUAAUUAUUCUAGGAGGUCUUUGAUUAAAUCAUUACAUGUGAUAUCACAGCCAGUGUAAUUCCAUCAGAAAUGUUUUAGAUGCUUGCCAUUGUUUAUUACGUUUUAGCCACAGCGACCACACUGAAAGAUGCAUUUUGCCAUUAAAACAUGGUGUCGGGAUUUCUACUAACACAAUCUGUGGGUGGGUAACUACAUGUUUACUCCUAAUGAGUAAAGACAUUACAUCUUUUGGUUGGUGUGUUUUGUGCUUACACAAUUGUUAGUGGCAUAUCCUCAGGUACUGAAUAUGUUUUAUGUUUUUAUAUAUAUUUUUAAUGCAGGCUGCCAUCAUUGCCUUAGCAUUAUUAUUAUUAUUAUGUACUGUCAUGAGUUAUGAGUUAAACUGCAUUGUCAAUGCUCUGUUUCGAGUUGCUGUGCAAUUCACUAUUAGACAUUGUGUGUACAUCUCUAUCAAACAUUUUAAAAAUGUGUGAGUAACGAUACCAUUCCAAAAUCCCGUCUAAGCAUUUGUAUUAUUUUAUGAAUUUAAAUGAACUAUAGGCAACAGUUUAAUCCUACUAAUACAAAAUAAACUUUGGUAGAUAAUAGAUUAUAGUAUUUACUGUAUAUUUGCUGGUUUGUUAUUGUCUACCUGUAUAAAUAAAUAAAGUUGUAAAUUUC